Molecule: messenger RNA, 2092 nt
Organism: Triplophysa dalaica
Lineage: Eukaryota; Metazoa; Chordata; Actinopteri; Cypriniformes; Nemacheilidae
Gene: vtcn1
Product: V-set domain containing T cell activation inhibitor 1
Exons: 5
Coding region: 65-883 (272 amino acids)
Source: RefSeq, a predicted model, not a curated record
GGAGAUGCCAAGUGUUAGAUCGAUUUAUUAAUGAUACUGCUUAAAAUAGAAACUAAUUAAAAGAAUGGCUUCAAUUGGACAAAUAAUCUUCGGGAGUAUUUUUUGCAGUAUGAUUUUCCUUAUCAUUUUAAUCUCCGGACUCAUCAUUUUAAUUUUAGCCAUUGCAUUUUCAGUGUCCCAAGGUACGGUCGAGACCAGUACCCCUUCUACUGUGGGGAAUCUUGAACAGGACGUGGUGCUGGAUUGCAAGUUUCUUAUGAGCGGCAGUCGGAAGUUUGAUGAUGUGUCAAUCACUUGGUUAAAGGAUGGUCUCAGUGGGGUGGUGUAUGAUUACAAGAACAAAGCACCCCAACUUCAGGGUCAGAACGCACAGUUCAACAACAGAGCUCUACUGUUCCAAAAUGAAAUAUCUACAGGCAACGCUUCAUUAGUCCUGAGAAAUGUGAAGUUGGGAGAUGAGGGUGUGUAUCGCUGUAGGGUCAAUGCAGCAAAAAUCUCAGGAACGGUCAGCGUAAAUCUUAGAGUGGCAGCAUUUUCAGCUCCCACAUUUACCAUACAGACAAAUGGUUCUUUAACUGCUGAUGCUCAGAGAUGGUUUCCCCUACCUGAGGUUACCUGGUCAAGUCAGAGUGGACAGCUUUUAAACAGCAGCAGUCGAUACAGCAACAACUCUGUUGGGAUCACACGAGUUGUCAGUCUCCUGAAAGCACCAGUAAAAGCUGACGACACCUACACCUGUGUUAUACAAAACAAUGUGGUGAAAGCUGUUGCGGAGGCAACUGUCACAGGACUGCGACAAAACAUGAUCAAUGGAACUCCGAUAUUACGAUUCACCAUGGCAACGGCACCAAAAAAAAACAAAAUGCCGGCAGAAAAGGUUUGAGGGCGAAGCACACUUUCCUUACCGCUUUGCAUAUGGAUUUACUAAUGUGAUUAGUUAGUGUGUUUAAAUUAAUAAAUAGAUACAUGUACCAAUAAACAAAUAAAUUAAUAAAUGAAUCAGUAAAUUAAUGAAUGCAAAGAGGAAGAAAUAAUUAAACUUAUAACUUAUGUUCUCAGUUUUUUCACUACAGCACUCAUGCGGACUGAGACAUCAUGGUGUAUAGGACACUUGUUAGGGCGCUAGACUCUCAUGCCACUGUGCGUCUGAUCAUUGUAGAUUUGGGUAGGAGUGGCUGAACAUUUAAAUUUAUUAUUUUGUACUUUUAUCUGUUCAUUUCUGCAGGUAAUUUCUCAUCCUCCAUAGAAAACUGCCAUUUGUGAGAAAAUUUAAAGAAUCUGCUCUGAAGUGAAAUACACGGCCACAAUGACUGAUGUUUUUGAUGUUUUUAAAGGAUGGAUGAGAUACAUUUUGAGUAUGUAAUUCACUUUUUCAAGAAAAAGGCAAGGGGAUAUGACAAAAUUCCACUCGGGUCCUAAAUUAUUCUCCUGAAAUGAAAGUAACUUACAUCCAUAUGAAUGAAUUUAGCCUCUUCAUGUACAAGAUCCUCUAUAAAAGAACAUGACAUUUUAGUCACUGAGAUGGUCUCUGAGUGAUCAAAAUGUAUACCAUGAAUGACUGUAUUAAAUGAAGGAAUGAGGUACACCACAUGCGCUCUGGGUUUGCCAAAAAAAUAUGCUCCCGACCAGGUUAGGUUCACAAAGUAACUAUGGUUAAUGACUCGAAGUAGAAGUUACCUCUCUUUUAGAAACCAGCUUGAGUUACCCCGCUUUCUCGGGUUUGACAGUCCACACAUUCUGAAACGGAAAACCCAGUUUCCCUAAUUUCAUGGUUAAUAUACUCAGUUUUCACUAAACCUCCUUUCAGAAAUGGGCCCCAUAACUCACCCAUUGUCAUAAUAUUUACUCAAAGCUAUUAACACAGCAAAGGUAGGAGACAGAGACAAAAACUUUUCAACAACAUGACAACACUAUGCAAGUAAUUGAUUGAGCUGUUUCCUGUUUAUUCCUUUUCAGACAACAAAGUGACGGGGAGGACAUACUUCAUUUUUAGUGGUGCAUCUACAAAAGCAUUAUCCUUACACAUACUGUUAGCAGUGGUAUUUCUUUACUUUGUUCUAGACUGUAGUGAUUGGUUGAUGGUCAAGUCAAC